Panicum virgatum (switchgrass) is the source of this 2025-nucleotide messenger RNA. RefSeq lists its product as uncharacterized. The coding region runs from base 11 to 1840 and encodes 609 amino acids. The transcript is spliced from 3 exons. The record is from RefSeq and is a predicted model, not a curated record. NCBI's taxonomy places the organism in Eukaryota, Viridiplantae, Streptophyta, Magnoliopsida, Poales, Poaceae.
GGGAGAACUCAUGGCCGAGAUCGACACUAGACCACUAGAUUCCGUGCAGGCGGCCGUGAGCAUCUUCGACCGGGGAGGCGAGCAGAGCAGGCUCGGUCCAGACAGAAAUGAGGAAGAGAUCGCCAUCUUGACCAAGGAGCUCGCGAUCUGCAAGCUGCAGCUGGAGGUCAGAGAGAGCCAGCACAAGCAGGCGACCCUCAAGAUCGAGGCCCUCGAGAAGGCCGUGCGGGAGCUCUCGGACCGGUACGAGAAGGACUGCAUGGACGCGCACAUGCGCAUCGCCCAGCUGGAGGCCGAGAACAUCGCGAUCAUGAGCCGGCAGGCGGAGGCGGACGCCGAGCGCGGGGCCCUGCGGGCCGAGCUGGCCGCCGUGAGGGCCCAGCUCGACGAGGCCAGGGCGUCGGUCGCCUUCGUGCUGCGGGAGGUGGAGGCGAUGGAGACGCGGGCCAUCCUGGAGCGGGAGAGCACCAAGGACGCGCUGGUGCGGAUCCUCCUGCUCAACGAGACGGUGCUGUCGUCUGCGGUUGCGGCCAUCAGGGCCGAGGAGGAGAGGUCGGUGUUCUUCCAGGAGGCGACGCUCCAGUUGGUCAACUCCGACAGGAAUUUGGAGGUGGUGAGGAGGCAGACGGAGAUGAUGGAGAGAAUGGAGGCGGAGUGGCUGGUGAAGACGGUGGAAGUCGAGUAUCUGCGGUCACAACUCCAGCAGAUCAAGGAAAUCUGCUUGUCGCCUGCAGACGUUUCUGAUGCACCACCAACGGCGAUCAGAGCUCCCGGUUACAACAACUUGGAUGAUCGUGAUCAGGUUCAGGCAUGUGACCCAACUGCGAAAGAUAGUGAAGCGCAAGCGGAGUUCACGUUUCAGCACUCCCCAGAGGAAUGCUUUGUUUCUGAAAUCUUCAGAAAGGACGGUCAUGGUACAGCGUCUGAUGAUGGCAACAAGACGGGAAUCGAGAUAUCCGACGAAGAUGUUGUAGAGGAUAAACAAGGAGCAGGCGCUACGGUUCAGGACACGACAGUCCUUGAAGGGAACCCCGAUGCUCAAGAGACAAGAUGCCAUGUCGCCAAGACAUCGGGAGAAGAUCACAGUGCCAUUCAACCUGACGACGGAAAAUAUACCAAGGCUGAAGACAAUCAUGAACCAGCUGAAUCAGACGGCGCACUCCCAAAAACCACGGCGUGCCGAGGCAAUGAUCUCCUCCUCCUGGAAGAUCACGAGGAGGCCAAAGCAGGCGCCAGCUUUGUCCUCGAGAGUUCAAUGGACGAUUUCCAGAGCGUGCGCUCUGACGCCAAGGACACCAGCAUCGCCGAGCCUCUAAACGUCGCGAUCGCAGGAAGCCAAGAACCACGAGCGGGAGCAGACGCCGCAGCUCGGACCUCCACGCCGCGCGAAGGCAACCCAGACACUUGCAUCGUGGACACGGAGAUCGCCUCCAAAGACGGGGACGAGUUCUACACGAAGGAGCUGGAGCCCGAGCCGGGACAGGGUCAGGGAGGAAACAGGCUGGAUGGGUACGUGCUCGUGUCGAAUUGCGGCGACGCUGACGUCGCGGCCAAGGACAAGCAGCUGGACGCGGCGCGCACGGAGAUCAGCGACCUGCGGUUCAGCCUGGAGGAGGCAGUGCGGCGGGCGGAGCUGGCCGAGGAGGCGAAGGCGGCGCUGGAGCGGGAGCUGAGGGAGGAGCUCCGGAGGAAGCAGCACACGCCCUCGUCGACGCCGUCACAUACGGCCGGGACGACGCCGACCGCCAGGGCGCCGAGAAGCGCCCGGCCGGGAGGGGAGGGCAUGCCGACGCCUGCGCGCUGCUUGACGCUGGGAAAGGUUCUGAACAUGAAGUACUAGGAGUGAACGUUUUCGUUCCCCAUGUUUUUUGUGCUGUAGGAACGGGUGGGGUGACUGCUGAAAGUCAGAAAUUGUAGUGGCAUUUGAAGCGCGUGGUUUACCUUAAAUUUGCUUGCUGUUCGCUAUGAAAUUGGUGGAUACAAGAUCACUGAUGUACACUCAAUAGCGCCUUUUAUCGCAGGAUU